Messenger RNA from Harpia harpyja (harpy eagle), 9345 nucleotides. RefSeq names its product centrosomal protein 170 (gene CEP170). The transcript is spliced from 18 exons. The record is from RefSeq and is a predicted model, not a curated record. Lineage: Eukaryota; Metazoa; Chordata; Aves; Accipitriformes; Accipitridae. Gene Ontology annotation, cellular component: centriole. Bases 475 to 5094 code for a protein of 1539 amino acids. Gene Ontology annotation, molecular function: protein binding.
GCCCUCAGGUCCGCAGCGGCGGGGUAUAGCGCAGGUCCAGUCACGGCCGAGGGGGAUACGAGUGGGAAGUGGUGUUUACCUCCCGCCACCGCCUGCUCCGGCGCCUGCGCAGCGGGCGCCCGGAGCGGGGAAAGCUAUUGUCUGAAGCUGGCGCAGGCGCGGCGGAACCGCUCCGCCGCUCGGCCCUUGGCGCCGGCGCACUGGGCUCCCCCGCCCCCCCCUUUGUGUGAGUUCGGGCGGCGCCUGCGCAGUGCCGUGCCCUGCUCUGCCCGUUAGCCGCUAUGUGCAGGGAAUAAGGUUGGAGCCGUUGCCACAGGGACACCGACCGGAGCGCCCCGCCCCCGCCCCGCGGGGAUGCCGGCUCAGUGAGCACCGGCGGCACCGGCACCACUAGGGACGGCCCCUCCCCGGCGCGGCGAACCUCCUCGAAGGGGAUGACGUAGCUUUGCCAAGGAUUUAUCAGCUAAGCAGAAAAUGAGCUUAACUUCCUGGUUUUUGGUGAGCAGUGGAGGCACCCGCCAUAGGCUGCCACGAGAAAUGAUUUUUGUUGGAAGAGAUGACUGUGAGCUGAUGUUACAGUCACGAAGUGUGGACAAGCAACAUGCUGUACUUAACUACGAUGCCUCUACGGAUGAACACUUGGUGAAGGAUUUGGGCAGCUUGAAUGGGACGUUUGUGAAUGAUGUGAGGAUUCCAGAACAGACAUACAUCACUCUGAAGUUAGAAGAUAAAUUGAGAUUUGGAUAUGAUACUAAUCUUUUUACUGUUGUCAGGGGAGAGAUGAGAGUCCCUGAAGAAGCACUUAAGCAUGAAAAAUUCACAAGCCAACUCCAAUUAUCCCAAAAACCUUCAGAGGCAGAAGGAUCGAAGCAAACCAGCUCCAAAAGCUCAGAGUCCAAGGUAACAGACUCCACAGCUGAAGUGCACCACAAAACUACAGAAGUACUGAAAUCUGAAGAGAAAUCCAUGGAUCUUUCUGCCAUGCCUCGUGGGACACCUUUGUAUGGACAGCCAGCCUGGUGGGGUGAUGAUGAAGCUGAUGAAAAAAGUAGUUGUAAGCCAGAUAGCAAGCAUGAAGAAAAAAUGCAUGAGACGGGGGCUUCGGGAUGCAGCACAGAUGCCAAGCAAGCUGAGGAGCAGUCUGCAGCUGCAAGUGAAGAACUUUACCCUUUCUGUAGGGAGCCAAGUUAUUUUGAAAUCCCUACAAAAGAAUUCCAGCAACCUUCACAGGUAGCAGAGAGCACUAUUCAUGAAAUUCCAACAAAAGACACCCAAAGCUCCCAUGCAGCAGGUGCAGGGCAUGCUUCCUUUACCAUUGAAUUUGAUGACAACACUCCAGGAAAAGUGACGAUCAAAGAUCACGUGACAAAAUUCACAUCGGAACAGCGUCACAAGUCAAAAAAGCCUUCUUCCUCCAGUGGUCAGGACCUGCCUGGGCUUCAAACAGUGAUGAUGGCCGCAGAGAGCAAAGUAGCAGAUUGGCUAGCACAGAACAAUCCUCCUAGAAUGAUAUGGGAACCGACUGAGGAGGAUUCCAAAAGUAUUAAGAGUGAUGUUCCAGUGUACUUGAAGAGACUGAAAGGGAAUAAGCAUGAUGAUGGUACACAAAGUGAUUCAGAAAAUGCUGGUGCACACCGGCAUUACAGUAAGCGGGCAGCACUUGAAGAACAUUUAAGGCAUCAUCAUACAGAGCUGAAAAAGUCACACCAGAAAGUCCAUUCCACAGAAAAGCAGCAAGAGCAAGCCGGUUUGAGUCAGACUGCCUUUAUGAUUGAGUUUUUUGAUGAAGACCAUCCUCGAAAGAGACGUUCUUAUUCUUUUUCUCAGAAUGUGGGAGCUUUGUGCCCAGAAUCUCCAUCUCCAACACCUCAUGCACGAGCUGAAAGAGUGAAACCUAUGUCAGGAGAGAAAGCAGUCCAUUCAUCUGUACAAACUAGCUCAUCGCAUCACAGAGCAGUACAUGGUGUUCAUGCAAAACUUCUAAAACAAAAAUCAGAAGAACCCUCUGCUGCAUUACCUGUCUUACAAGCUGCCUUGUUAAGGAGUUCAGGAAGCCUUGGCCAUAGGCCUAGUCAGAACCAGGAGAUGGACAAAAAGUUGAAAGGCCAACAUAUUUCUGCUGCUACUGAAAAGGACAAUGAGGACGACCAGAGUGACAAAGGUACUUACACUAUUGAGUUGGAAAAUCCCAAUUCUGAAGAAAUGGAAGCCCGUAAAAUGAUUGACAAGGUAUUUGGAGUGGAUGACAGCCAGGAUUAUAAUAGGCCUGUUAUCAACGAGAACCAGAAAGAUUUAGUAAAAGAUUGGGCUAUAAGUUCUGCUACAGUAGUACUGGAAGAAAAAAGACCACUGAGUACAACUGGAUUUCUUGACACAGAGGAAAGUUCUACUGCCCCUGGAAGUAAACGUUGGGUAUCACAAUGGGCCAGUUUGGCUGCUAAUCACACACGUCAUGACCAGGAUGACAUCAGAUUGGAGUCAUCUGUGCCUGCUCCAUUAGAAAACGACACAGACAUCAGUGAGUCUGGUAUUUCCAUCAGAAGCACUGGUUCAGCUGCUUCUAUGACCAGCCAAGGUGAGCGAAAGAGAAGAACACUUCCACAGCUUCCCAAAGAGGAGAAAGUGAAUGGAAGCUCAAAAGUAAAAACUAUAUCUCAUCAGAGAUCAGAAAUAGGUGAAAAGCAAGACACUGAACUUCAGGAGAAAGAAACUCCAGCUCGUGCCUCAGAUGCUGACGGCAGAAGUAUAGCUAAGUCAAGCAGAACAGUGAAUGGUCUUUCGCCCAAAGCUACUGGAGACAAAGUUUUUUCUUUCCCCAGCUCUUCCAGUAAAGAGAGAGUUGAAACUAGCAGAGAGACUUCCGUGGUGAAACAAGCUUUAGCAAAAAUUCAACAACAAGAAAGAAAGGAGCAAGGACACUGGACACCCACAAAAUUAUCCUCUACAAAACCUGCUACAAACCAGGUUGAGAAGGGUAGGGAGGAGAUUGCUAUGUCACCCAAAACUUCAGAUAGUCAAGACAAAGCUCCUGGACAUGUUACAGAUAAAGCAGAAAUUAAAUUGGUGCAGAGUGAGGCAAAAAGAAGAAAAAAUGAAGAAACUAUUAAAGGACAAAGUCCCAAAGCAUCUGGAGGAGAAAAAAAGGAAUCUUCAAAACCGUUAGUGAGGCAAGGUAGCUUUACUAUAGAUAAGCCUAGCACAAAUAUACCUAUAGAACUUAUUCCUCACAUUAAUAAGCAAAGUGGAUCUGCUGCCCCUUUAGCACCUGCAAACAGGAUACGUGACAGAAGUGAUUCAAUGGACACUGAUUCCAGUCUAGAUACAACACUCAUUUUAAAAGACACAGAAGCUGUAAUGGCUUUCCUUGAAGCUAAAUUGCGUGAAGAAAAUAAAACUGAUGAAGGUCCUGAGACUCCUAGCUAUAACAGAGAUAAUUCCAUAUCACCAGAAUCAGAUGUAGAUACAGCCAGUACAAUCAGUCUCGUUACUGGUGACACUGAAAGAAAAUCUACGCAGAAGCGGAAGAGCUUUACAACCUUAUAUAAAGAUAGAUGUUCGUCUGGUUCCCCUUCAAAGGAUGUUUUAAAAUCUUCUGCAACCACUGCCAGAGAAAAGAUGGAAAAGAAAACAAAAAGUCGAUCUUCAGAUGGCGGGUCUAGAGCUGAUGCUCGCAAAACUGUGCAAUCCAGUGGAAGAAUGAGACAACCAUCAGUAGAUUUGACAGAUGAUGACCAAACAUCCAGCGUACCUCAUUCUGCCAUUUCUGAUAUCUUAUCAUCUGACCAGGAAACCUACUCUGGCAAAUCACAUGGAAGAGUUCCUUUUGCUUCAGCAGAUGAACUUUUACAUUCUAAGAUGGAAGGAAAGUCAGCUAAAUCAAAAACCUCUCCUGUUGCACUUGGGCAAUCUAGUAAAUCUACCACUCUUCCAAGACCUCGUCCUACAAGGACUUCUCUCUUGCGCAGAGCACGGCUUGGUGAAGCCUCAGAUAGUGAGCUUGCUGAUGCCGAUAAGGCUUCAGUGGCUUCCGAAGUCUCCACUACAAGUUCUACGUCAAAACCUCCAUCAGGGAGGAGAAGUAUUUCCAGAAUAGACUUACUUGCUCAACCUCGCAGAACUCGACUUGGCUCUUUAUCAGCACGUAGUGAUUCUGAAGCAACAAUAACUAGAAGCACUGCCUCAUCUCGUACCCCAGAAGCUAUUAUCAGAAGUGGUGCAAGGUUAACAUCAGUAGGAGAUAGUAGUAAAGUUUCUGCUAGAACUCGAGCCAAUAGCAUUUCUCGACUUUCAGAUUCAAAAUCCAAGUCUUUGGCUUCAGCUCAUAAUUCUCCCUCAGAGAAAUCCAAGCUUCUCCCAGACCCAGAUCCUGAUGUUGAAACUUACAGUGUAAGUGCAAGAUGGAGGCGCUUUCCUACAGAUUAUGCUUCCACCUCAGAAGAUGAAUUUGGAUCAAACCGUAAUUCCCCUAAACAUACCCGUCUACGUACCUCUCCAGCCCUGAAAACCACGCGACUGCAGAGCACUGGGACAGCAGCUCAAAGUAGCAAUACAUUCAAGCACAGAAUAAAGGAACAGGAAGACUACAUUUGUAACUGGACUGCUCACCGAGAAGAAAUAGCAAGGAUCAGUCAAGAUCUGGCUCUCAUCGCACGGGAAAUCAACGAUGUAGCAGGAGAGAUAGAUUCAGUGACUUCAUCAGGCACUGCCCCCAGUACCACAGUAAGCACUGCUGCCACCACCCCUGGCUCUGCCAUAGACACUAGAGAAGAGGUAGGAGAUCUUCAUGGAGAAAUGCAUAAGUUGGUUGACCGAGUAUUUGAUGAAAGUCUCAAUUUUAGAAAAAUACCUCCACUAGUGCAUGCCAAACCACCAGAGGGUAAUGGUCGGCCUAAUGAUACUAGACCUCAGCUAACAGAUGCCGUUGACCCCCCAACAAUUACUCGGAGAAGGACUUGGAGCAGAGAUGAAGUUAUGGGGGACAGUUUGCUGUUGUCCUCAGUCUUCCAAUUUUCUCGCAAGAUAAGACAAUCCAUAGACAAAACAGCAGGCAAAAUCAGCUGCAUCAUUGGAACAAGAAUCUUGCUUAUUGACUGACUUAUUUGUGGUAGGCGUCUAGGUUGAUAUGUAUCUUAAAAUGCUUCAGAAGCAGUAGAUAGUAGCUACUCUACUUUUUUUGUUGUGCUGAUUUUUCUUGAUGGUUAGCAGUUUCUGAUCUAUAAAUAUGUUGCUAGCACAGCUGUAGUUAACCUAAAAAACAGUUCAAUACAGUGAGUUAAAACAAAUUUAUGUAUGUGAAUUCAUUCUGAGAAAAGCAGGUAACUAAAAUCAAGUCUUACACUUUUCUGAUUAAUUUUCUGAGCUUAAAAGGUAAGCCAGAUAUAUUGUAAUGAAUGUAAUAAUGAUGUGAUCAUGUAUGAUAUUAUAACUAUAAGCAUACCUAUAAACAUUUUAUAUACAUUUAAAGAAAGUGGCAUUACUUAUUUCUAAAAAAAUAUAAUGGAGAAAGGCUUGUUAAUAAGUUAUUAUUUAGCAUAUUCCCAAGAGCUGUGAUCAAAACUUCCUUUUCCUGCCACUCAGAAUGGAUUUGAAUAAUAUGAUGUUAUUCAUAAUGUCAUUAGUAUUUUGAAUCAGAAAAACAACCAUAGUUUUAGAAUGGUUUUUUUGGAGAGCGUAUAAGGCAGCUAGGACCUAUUACAGAUUUUACCUUAGCUUUGUUUUGAUGUACAUGAGUUCAACCAAUUGGUGUUCUUCUAUUCCUUUUACUGGAGUUAAGCCAGUUAAAAUUUCUGUCCAGAACAGAUACAAUGAGAAUCAGUCAGGAUUUGUCAAGCUAGCAGUUGCGUAUUUUUGCCAGAGUACUUAACCUGAAAGGAGAGGAGAAAUUUUUAGAGGCACCAAUAAGAGUAAGCUAGUAAGCCUGACUGUGUUUUAAAAGUCGUCCCUCAAAUUUUCUUGGUCGCCAAUGUAAAAAACUCUCUUGAGAGCACAGACAGUAUGGGCAAUUACGAUCCUUACAAAUUGCAUCAUAAAAUUGCAUAAUAAAAAAUUGCAUCCUUCCUAUCUGGGUCCAAAUGGUGAAAGACGUGCUUCCUGUGAAUGUGAACACCCUUCUUUCUGUAAUAGCUAGCUUUACAAAAAGGCCAGUUCCACUUUGGCUAAAAUAUUAAGAACAUAAAUAUUUUCAGUCAUUCUGACAAGCAGAUCUAACAGAAAUUAAAAUGAGCUAAAAUCAGUCAUGAAAAUAAAUUCAUAUGAGGACAAAAGGAAAUAGGUAUCUUUUUGCUUGACUAGUUUCUUCCCACUUCCCCACUGCCAUUUCUGUUUUCCUAAUUUACCGAUAAUGUUCCAAGUUCCACUGAGUUCUGUAAUCAUUCCUACCUUAUCUUAAGAAAUAGGAUCGAGAGAAGCUUUUGAUGCUGUAUUCCUCACCUACAUUCUCCCAGUGCUGGCCAAACUGGUUUUUUUCCCCAAGUCCCAGCAUGGUAUUCAGAUUGAACCAGAUUCAAAUGCCUGGUUCUUUCCUUUCACCAAAUCCUCUAUAUGUUUGUAAUUUUCUUCAGGAUAACGUCAUAGCUUGGGUAUUGCUAAAUUACUUUUUUAUAUUUUAUUUUUAUUCAUUACUUUGUAUAAUCAGUUACAUUCUUAUCUGCUGGUGUAUACAAAACUACAUUAUAUUUAAAAAAUCUGCAGCAUUCUUGCCGUGUAUCCUAUAACCCGUUCUUUGCUAACAAAUUAUUGUGGUGGCUUCUCAGGAAGCAGUUUGUUUGCUUUUCUGUCUUUUAUAUGUUAUAAUGAGUUUGCAGGAAUUUUCAGAGAUUAUGGAGGGAAGAGGUAAGUAGGUUUUGCAGUGGGAAGACCUACAUGGUUUUAUCAGCGCUUUACAAUGUGAAUGCAGUGUUUAGUGGCUUGCUUUGUAGCAGGCAGGUACCUCUUCAGUCAGGCAAAAUCUAGGCAAAGCAUUCAGGUCAGUGCAGGUACUACUUGUCGGUCUCUGCAGUUUGCUGUGCAUCCUGCAAAGUACAGUGAAAGAAAAAAGGGGACUGAGCACAGCCAAACGAGAAAGUUCAGGCAGAUUUGCCCCAGAAAGUAGAGAAAGGCAAGAGCAGAAGGUGGCAGGCAUUUAAAAAUAUGUUGUCUUAAGAUAAAGAGUAUGGUUAGAAGGAGGAAGAGCAAAGGAGACAGAGAGUAAGACCCCCCAGGAGGUUAAAUGUACAAAAUGAAGAAGUGAAAAAAAUGUUGUAAAAAGGAAAUAGGCAUCCUAAAAUUAUAGUAAAAACAAAUCAGCCUUGCCACUUUAUAGUGGAAAUAAUAUUUUUUAAAUUACUGCUUUCAUUUUUUCCUCUUUUUUUUUUUUUUAAUAAAAUGACCUACGAAAUGGAAAGCUUUCAAAUUGUAAAAGAGAAGUAAGAACAUUAUCUCUAAAAGAGGAUAAGACUGAAAACACGACAUACACAAGCAAAGGCAUUAAUCACAUACAUAAAGAUAGAAGUAUUUUAAUAUAACAUGAGCAAGAAUGUAAAUGAAAAAAACAUGCAGUAUCACAAUAACUUCUAUAUUUUUCCUGCUAGUGCUGUUUACUGGUAAAUAAAGCCUUAUUUUCUAUUUUCCUGCUGAUUUCCAAUGUGAUAUAAAUGCUGUUAAAGUACAGAAGUAUAGCUGCAUAAGGUUCUCUGUAUACUGAAUCCAAAUAUUUACAGGAAUGGUCUGUUUUUAGUGUAUGAUCCUAUAAAGGAUUUAACUGGCUCUGCUUUUUAUUUAUUUAUUUUACCUCAUCAGUAUCAGACAAGUCCUCAAUUUUCAUUGUAACUGAACUUUCUGCUACCCAGGUCUGCAGUUGUAUGGCUUAGCAAGCUUUUGCACUCCCUUCCAGAACAUAAAAGCAACCUUGUCAGACCUCUGAUGAUAAGCUUCGUUACAAGAUGAUGACGCUACUUGAGGCCAUAAAGUGUUUCAUGUUUUCUUCACUGUAGUUUCAAUUACUUUUAAUUUAUUUUUUUCCUUCUCCAAGAAGUAUGUAUUAAUGUUUACUCCUUGUAUGCUUUGUACAUUGAUAAAUUAAAGUCACUUGCAGAAGUAGUCAUUUGCCUCAAUCCCAUGACAUUGUGUCAUGAGAGUAGUUUAAUUCCUAUCAGUGAAACAUCUGACAAAAACAUGUUCUGUAUCAGCAGCUAGUGAAGACCUCAAAGACAGAAGAGUUAAAGCAGCUUCUGGAUGGGCUGUCUACAGACAUAUAUGUACCAAUACAAUAAGACAGGGUACACGUUUUGAAAAAUGACAGGAUAAUAAUAGAGAGUGGGAUUUUCCAUAGGGUAUAAAUAACUGAAGAAAGAUGAAUAGAAAGGCAGUACUGAGUCUUCCAGCUUUCUUUAAAAUUCUUAGUCUUUAUGUGAUUCAAGGUAUCAUGAAUUUCCACCUUAAAAAUUAUUUCCUCAGAGAUGUACCUACACUAAUAACUUCUUUAAAAUGUACUGCUUUUUGGUCAUGAUUUUAAAUUGGUUUGUUUGUUUGCUUAGCAGUUUUACUGCAGCUAUUUUUGUACUUUUAACUCUGAAAUACCAAUUAGAGAAGUGGAUUUGGACUCAUCUAUGUCAUCAUGGUGUCACUAUAAAAAAAAGAAUAUUCAGACUUUAAAUAUCUGCACAUUCCUUUUUUUUUUUUAAUUGUGCAAAUGUGGACAGUUUAAAUUGUUUAAGAUAUGACAAAACAAAAACUAUUUAUCAGAGCAGGGAAGCAAAACAUAAAAGAGGAAUCUCGCAGUAUGCUUUGGGGUUUUACAAAUAAAAGUGACUUCUUUCAACAUGUGAUACAAGUGAUACUUAUUACUAAAUCAUGUAGAUACAAUUUGUGUGUUGAGACUUUUCAUUGAAAACUUCUUCUAUGAAAUGCAUUUUUCUUUUAAUUUCCCAAAGUGGUUUAUUUUUCAUUAAAUUCAUGUAAAAUACAAAUGUAAAAGAGUUGCAUUUAUUUAGCAUUGUUAAUCUUCCUGUUAUGUUUUGCAAUUGUUGUAAAAUGCAGUGUUAAUAGGGAGUUCUCUGACUACUGUAAAAUAGUUGGAUUUUUUAAAAAAAGGCUCAGUACUAGAGGAAAGAAUCAGCUGUGUCUUUUCAACACCAUAAGCAAGUAUUUAGCUACAGAACUGCCAUUUUAGUGUCAAUAAUAAUGAUAUUGCUGAAACCCUGUAUGCUUCCCUGAAAAUUUAAUCUGUAUGAUUGGAUUCUGUCACUUUUAAAUAUUUGAGAUUUUACUUUUAUUCAGUGCUCCCUGUGCUGCUUUCUCGUAUUGUGUUAUCUUUCAGGUUUAGUUUGUUUAUUCUUGUCUAUUUUAAACAUACUGUUCUUGAAUUUC